Molecule: messenger RNA, 5131 nt
Organism: Triplophysa dalaica
Lineage: Eukaryota; Metazoa; Chordata; Actinopteri; Cypriniformes; Nemacheilidae
Product: 1-phosphatidylinositol 4,5-bisphosphate phosphodiesterase gamma-2-like
Exons: 33
Coding region: 309-4061 (1250 amino acids)
Biological process (GO): phosphatidylinositol-mediated signaling; phospholipid catabolic process; positive regulation of epithelial cell migration
Molecular function (GO): phosphatidylinositol-4,5-bisphosphate phospholipase C activity; protein binding
Source: RefSeq, a predicted model, not a curated record
UAUUACACCCGCGCAAGUGGACGAUAGUUUGUACAGUGCGGUGCAUCGUAUCGCCUUCUCUUCCCUGGGGAUUUUGCAUAGAUAAUUUUGCUUCCGGAUUUUUUAUUCUCAUAAUGUACUCUUCACUUCCUUGUGUUUAGCGAAUAGAGGAACUGACCACAUUGUGACUAGACUGAUCAUAUAUAUUUACUCAAUGCUGAAUUACAUUUUUAAGUGUUAAAAUGCGAGUUAGUUUGUUUACAGCGGCUUUUCGAAGUGUCCAUUGAUCUAAUUCUCUAAACUUGGUCAGUGUGGGGCCAGAAGCAGCAAUGGCGGGUCGCAGUUCGCAAGGAGACCUGACCGAGUACAAGAAGAGCCUGAUAAAGCGAGAUUUGGAGAUGGGAAUCGUAAUGACAGUGUACAGACAGAAGAUGGAGAGGCUGACGGUUCAAGUCAUCAUGGAAACCAGACAGGUGGCUUGGACGCGGACGGCUGAGAAAACGGAGGGAGUGUUGGACAUUUUCGAAAUGCGGGAAGUGCGGCCAGGAAAAAACUCCAAGGACUUUGAUCGAUUCAAGGACAGAAACACAGACCCAAACACAUGCUUUACUAUAUUCUACGGAUCUCAGUUUGUUCUGAACACUCUCAGUCUAGGCGCUGAUUCGGUGGAGGAUGCAGAAAAAUGGCUGAUAGGACUGGAGUUACUCAGAAAGGAGACGCUGGCGACUAACACGCCGGAGAUUAUAGAGAGCUGGCUGCGGAAGCAGAUGUACUCUGUUGAUCAGACGAAGAAGAACAGUAUCUCUCUGAAAGAGCUCAAGUCUCUUUUGCCCCAGAUAAACUUUAAAGCACCAGGUGGACGUUUUCUGAAGGACAGAUUUGCGAUUGUGGGAGCAAAGAAAGACGUUCUGGAUUUUGAGCAGUUUCACAAAUUCUACAAUCUGUUGGUAUUUGAAAACCAAAAGAUGAUACUAGAUGAGUUUAAAAAGGAGUCAUGUGCUUUCAUCCUGGGUAACUCUGACCAGCCUGUUCAACUCUGUGAUUUUCAAAGAUUCCUUUUAUAUCAGCAGAGAGAGACUUGGGCCAACAAUCUGAAUCAGGUACGGGAGUUGAUGACCAUCUUUAUUGAUGACACCAUGAGGAAGACCAAUGAUCCUGCGUUUACUUUUGAGGAGUUCCUCUGUUUUCUCUUCUCAAAAGAAAACUCUAUUUGGGAUGAGAAGUUCUCAGAGAUAAAUCCACUGGAUAUGAACAACCCUCUGUCUCACUACUGGAUCAACUCUUCUCACAACACAUAUUUAACUGGAGAUCAGCUGCGGAGUGAGUCAUCAACAGAAGCCUAUGUACGCUGUUUGAGGCUGGGUUGUCGCUGCAUUGAGUUGGACUGCUGGAAUGGUCCGGAUGAACCCGUCAUAUACCACGGUCGAACCAUGACCUCCAAGAUCAAGUUUAAAGAUGUGGUGAAGGCCAUCAAUGACCAUGCUUUUGCAACGUCUGAGUACCCUAUUGUGCUGUCCAUAGAGGAACACUGCGACGUCAAGCAACAGAAAAUGAUGGCUCAGGUGUUUAAAGAUGUUUUCCAAGACAAGCUUUUGACUGAGCCAUUGGAACCAGAGGCUGAACAGCUGCCCUCACCAACCCAACUAAAGGGCAAGAUCAUCAUCAAGCACAAGAGACUGAACAUUGAUGAGAACUUGGCCAAAAAGGACCUUAGUAAAGGGGAUAAGCAGGGUGAACUUUCCAUCUGGGACCCAAUAGAUGAGAAAUGGUACCAGCAUUACUGUGUGAUCGAGAAUAAGAUGUUAUAUUAUGCUGAGGAGAAUGAGCUAGAAGACGACACAGGAAAGUCAUUACAGGUUGGCGCUGAGCGGCAUCAGUCAGAGCCUUGGUUUCACGGCAGGAUGUCAGAGGGCAGACAGACAGCCGAGAGACUGCUACAGGAAUAUUGCGCAGAAUCGGGAGGAGUUGACGGAACGUUCCUGGUGCGAGAGAGCGACACUUUCGUCAACGAUUGCACCCUCUCGUUCUGGCGCAGUGGACGUGUUCAGCAUUGCCGAAUCCGCUCCAGCGUAGAAGGAGGUUACACGGUCUAUUUUCUGACAGAAAACCUUCACUUCCCCAGUGUGUUUGAGCUCAUCCAGCAUUACAGAGAAAACCUUCUCCGCUGUCAGGACUUUAACCUGCGUCUCACCGAUUUUGUGCCUCGACCAGACCAGCAUCUGCAUGAAGGGUGGUUUUAUUGCAACUUGAGCCGAGGUGAGGCAGAGGACUAUCUGAUAAGAAUCCCUCGAGAUGGAGCCUUCCUGAUCCGACAGAGAGAAGAACCAGACUCAUACGCCAUCACCUUCAGAGGUGAAGGGAUGGUGAAGCACUGCCGGAUACUCAAAGAGGGCACUAUGUAUGUGCUUGGCGGCUCCAGCGAGUUCGAGAGCCUGGUGGAAUUGGUCGAGUAUUUCCGCAAGAAGCCGCUUUACCGGAAAAUCAAGCUGCGCUACCCUGUGACACCUGAACUAGUGGAACGCUUUAGUUCGAUACACAUAUCUGCUUCACUUUAUGAGUCCAAACAGUAUGUGGAGGCCAAUGAGAUAGAACCAUCUCUGCCACAAAGCACAGUGAAGGCUCUUUAUGACUACAAGGCCAUGCGUCUAGAUGAACUCAGCUUUUCUAAGGGUGCUUUGAUUCAUAAUGUUACCAAGGAAGCCAAUGGAUGGUGGAAAGGAGACAGUGGUGGAAAACUGCAGCACUAUUUCCCUUCAAAUUAUGUUGAAGAAGUGGCAAACUCUUCAUGUGAGGGCAACUACCAGGCCGAUGAGGAAAACCCAUUAGGUGACUUAUGUAAAGGGGAGGUGGACAUCUCAAAGUGUAGCGUAGUUCGCUCAGCCAAACAUUCCAAGCCUGUGGUGGUGACCUUACAGUUUAAAGAAAACAGAGAGGAUAUGCUGCCAUUUGAUUUAGCCACGGAUACCACUGAGGAGCUGUACGAAUGGUAUCAGGUGGCCUGGGACAUCACACAGAGAGAGGAAAACCGAGCGUUUGAGAAACAGAAACAGAAGGAGGUUGAGACCAAAGAGGAGGUGGCAAAUGAGAUGUCAGAGCUGGCUGUUUAUUGCCAGCCUCGCAGCAAAGAAAAGGACCGCUUUGACAAUUAUACCUACAAAGAGGUCAGAUCCUUCGUAGAGAAUAAAACACCUGCCAGAAUUAAGUCAUCUCAAUUUAUGUCAUACAACCGAAAGGCACUGAGUCGCAUCUAUCCUAAGGGUCAAAGAGUGGAUUCUUCCAACUAUGACCCAUAUCCCCUAUGGAUGUGCGGCUGCCACAUGGCGGCACUUAACUUUCAAACGGCUGAUAAGUACACCCAGUUGAACAGUGCCCUCUUCAGUCUAAAUGGAAGUACAGGAUAUGUGCUCCAGCCUGAAUUGAUGCGUUCAGAUCAUUACGACCCUUAUGAAGAGAAGAGGAAUGUCAAAUACAACAUCACAAUUAGGGUGAUAGCAGCACGGCAUCUACCCAAACCUGGUCGCAGCAUCACCAGCCCCUUUGUGGAGAUUGAACUGUGUGGCCAAACAGAUGAGAGAAAAUUCAAGACGAUGGUUUGCCCCGGUAAUGGACUAAACCCCGUAUGGCUCGCACAGCACAAUCAGCCUUCAGAGGAAGUUACUUUCAAUGUGUAUGAACCAGAACUCACCUUCCUACGCUUUGUGGUCUUUGAGGAGGACAUGUUCUCUGACCCCAAUUUUUUGGCCCAAGCUACAUUUCCUGUGAAAGGAGUUCGCUCGGGGUAUCGAUCAGUCCCUUUAAAGAACGGGUUUAGUGAGAGCCUGGAGCUUGCAUCUCUCCUGGUGUAUGUUGACAUACAACAAGUGGAGAAAGCACAAGAGGAACUCUACUCCUCCUCAAGACAAUUGCAAAAGAAGCCUACGGACUUAAGCAAUGAAUUCUGUCUCUACGACACUCAUUCAAGCCUUCAGCGUAACGCAGCACCUCAUCGCCGCGAUGAACCCUCGCAGGACCUGGUCAUGUACUCUGACAAGAGGUUUAAUAAACAACAGCAGAAGAUAAACAAUAGCAAGUUUUACUCAUGAGGAAAAUAAGAGUGCUGUUUCUUCCUGGUUGUAUUGUUUUAAAAGGGUCCGUUUCUCUCGGUACUGCUGAUCUAUCACUGCUGGUUCUCCAACAGGCCUCAGAGACGGGAAGUUGCAGCUCAAUUGUGUGCUCACAUAGGAACGAAACGGACAGAGAAUUUAUGCAAUGGUCUUUAGUAAUUUCUCUGUGAAUCUUUGUGACCGCAAGAAGCUGUACAUUUAUUUAAGAGAUAGUUCUCCCAAAAAUGAAGCUUUGUGUAUUCACGCGGAUACUGAAAGUACAUUUUUGAGCUAACUAUAUCUUUAAAUUGAGUGCAGAGUGAAUGAAGGAUUUUUGUGUUCAGGCUGAAACUGAUGAUUAGCUGUCACAAAAAUAAGACUGUCGUUUAUUUUUCAUAUACUCAGCAGCUGUGUUGAACUAUCACUUCUUGUCCUAAACAUUUGCAGACAUUAUUUAUUUGUUUUAUCUGUUUAAUUGAUAUAGGAUAAACAUGCUCAAGUUUGUUAUCAGUAGUCUAUAAUGACAAAUGAAUGUGUCAAAUUCUGAAUGAGUAAUAUGUCACCAUACAUUGCUUCAAAGCUAAAGAUGCACAUAAAGUGCCAUACUUUUAUCAGAAAAUAUAAUCCUUGCCUGCAAAAGAUUCUCUGUUGUGUGAAAGAAUGAGUUUAUUACAGAUGUCUGCUUGUCCAAUACAGAAGAAUUCUUUGAAUAGGCCUAUCAGUCUUUGUCUCGUUUAUGAUAAAAUGUCUUAAUCUGUCAUGCAAACAUUUGCUUCUGCCGCUUGCAGACAUGUUGGCCAACAUUUACAUAAAGAGAUCAGCAAAACCCAGCAAUUUGAUUAUUCUCUGUGGCCUUGUAGGAUCAUGUCCAUCCUGUAAGAAAAGCCUUUAUUCUAGCUCCCAUUCAAGACAGAUUACAAAUCAUCACAAUCAACCCAUAAAGAAACUGUAUUUUAUGUGAAUCUAUUUAAGUGUAAUUUUUCACUCCAUAUAUGAAGUCUUUGAAAUAUCGGUUUUACACGUGGCAUCAUUAAUACUUUAUUCUUAAUAAACGUAUCAUAUAGAAUAAA